AUUAAAUAAAAUCAAUUUCAUUAUUUCGUUACUUGAAUAUCAUUAUUAUUAAAUUGCAAAAUGGUCCGCCACUUGAUUUGUUGGUUCACGUGUUUAAUUGCGCUCACAGUGAUAUCAUGUGACAGUCAAACCACUGAUGAUAUUCUGCAAAGCAUCCAGCAGGGUUUUAAUGAAUAUCACCAAACAAGAGUUCGUCCUGUUUACUUAGACGAAUCGCUGCAGAAAUUCCAGCUUCCCCAUUUUUUUCGAAGACAAGAGCAUGGAUUGAAUCGCAGUCUUUAUGAGAAUCCCGUAAUAUGUGAUCUGUGUUCCGUAGUUGUGAAUUUUGUAAUUGAAGAAAGAAGAAUGGGAAUGAGCGACAUCAAUAUAAAAGGCGAACUGCAGGCAAUUUGCAGUCUGCUAAAUAUCGAAACCCCCCGCGUAUGUGAAGGAACAAUCGAUUCAAAUGCCGAUAUAAUCUUGUACAUUGCGGACAAUAAUCCAGACCUAAACCCAGCAAAAUUUUGCGAUUUAAUGCUCCAAGAUAAUCAAUGUAACUUCACCAAUAUUGAAUGGACCAUUGGCGUGCCAGAAGGCCAAUCCCCAUUGCGUCCCAAGCCUGUUGAAUCUGCAACGACUUUCAAAGUACUGCACGUCACUGAUUUCCACGUGGAUCCCAUGUAUACUCCGAAUAAAGUGAAAACGUGCAACGAGCCACUGUGUUGCCAAAGCGAUCAAGAGGAUGGAAGUGGGCAAAACUCGUGCGGGUACUGGGCCGAGUACGGAAACGACGUUUCGGAGACGUUGGUUGAUGAAUUCAUCAGAUUUGCUAAUACUUUUGAAGAUGUGGACUUUGUCUAUUUCACCGGAGACAUCGUGCCUCAUCGGAUGUGGUCAACAACUCAGGAAAGUAACGCGGCCAUCAUUGACAAGUUCCUUCGGAAGCUGAAAGCUGGAUUUUCAGUGCCGGUUUUUCCCACAUUGGGAAACCAUGAAGCCACCCCUUUAAAUCAAUACGUGCUGAAUAGCUCCAUUCCUUCAAACUUGUCCACCAAAUGGCUGUUCGAUCUAAUCGAAGAAGAGUGGUCUGAAUGGCUGCCACAAUCCGCUAUGCAAACAAUUGCUAAAGGAGGCUUUUAUACAUUCAGCCCUAUUGAGGGGUUUCGAAUAAUUGUCAUUAAUUCAAACGUAGCAUACAGAGCCUGCUGGUGGUUGUUGCAAGACGAUGAGGACCCAUUCGAUCAGUUGGCUUGGUUGAUUGAAGUUUUGUUGGAAGCCGAAGAGAAUAAUGAAAGUGUUCAUAUUCUGGGACAUAUUCCAACUGGAUCAGUGGAUAUAAUCAAAGUUUGGUCUCGGGAGUAUAACAGAAUUAUCAACAGAUUUGCCAACACCAUUACCGGACAGUUUACUGGCCACGUUCACGUUGAUACGUUCCAAGUGCGCUACAAUAUCUCCAACCCAAAUCAGGCCAUUAAUGUCGAGUGGAACGGAGCCUCCAUUGUUCCCUAUGAUAAGGCCAAUCCAAGCUUCAAAAUAUACAGUAUCGAUAAGGAAACGUUUAAUGUUAUCGACAUUGACCAAUGGACUUUCAACUUGACUCAGGCUAAUGAAAAUUCCGAACUUUCUCCAGAUUGGUAUAAAAUUUACUCGUUUAGGGAGGCUUUUAAUGUCCCGACUUUACUGCCUGAGGAUAUUGGGAAGUUGCUGAUCAAUAUGGCAGAAGAUCAUAAUCUUCUAGGCGAAUAUCAUUUAUAUCGCUUCAAAAACUCUGACCCUGGAACUGGUGAUGGUUGCGACGAAAUCUGCCAAAAGAAUUAUCUUUGUGAACUGUCCACCUCUGUGUAUGGCGACACUUCAAUGUGUGAAUAUCUAAAGGAAGUUUAUGAUCUCAACUUGUAACAACAACAAGUAGAAAAUACAUUAAUUUAUAAAAUGA
Molecule: messenger RNA, 1915 nt
Organism: Dendroctonus ponderosae (mountain pine beetle)
Lineage: Eukaryota; Metazoa; Arthropoda; Insecta; Coleoptera; Curculionidae
Product: sphingomyelin phosphodiesterase
Exons: 10
Coding region: 61-1878 (605 amino acids)
Biological process (GO): sphingomyelin catabolic process; ceramide biosynthetic process
Cellular component (GO): lysosome
Molecular function (GO): acid sphingomyelin phosphodiesterase activity
Source: RefSeq, a predicted model, not a curated record